Molecule: messenger RNA, 14539 nt
Organism: Mobula hypostoma (lesser devil ray)
Lineage: Eukaryota; Metazoa; Chordata; Chondrichthyes; Myliobatiformes; Myliobatidae
Gene: aff2
Product: AF4/FMR2 family, member 2
Exons: 21
Coding region: 1281-4940 (1219 amino acids)
Biological process (GO): regulation of RNA splicing
Cellular component (GO): nucleus; nuclear speck
Molecular function (GO): G-quadruplex RNA binding
Source: RefSeq, a predicted model, not a curated record
CCAGUUUCCCCAGGAUCAAUAAAGUAUGACUAUGACUACUAUAUACUAUCUUGAGAUUCAUUUUCUUGCAGGUAUUUUACAAGAAAAUAAAGCGAUACAAUAGAAUUUAUGAAAAUCUAUACAUAAAAAGAGACUGACAAACAGCCAAUGUGCAAACGAAGGCAAACUGCAAAAAAAAGUACUGAGAUAAUGAACUUGAAAGUGAGUCAAUAGGUUGUGGAGUCAGUUCAGAGAUGAGGUGAGCGAAGUUAUCCACAAUGGUUCAGGACCCUGAUGUUUCUAGGGUAGUAACUGUUCCUCGGCCUGGUGGUGUGACCUAAGGCUCCUGUACCUCCUUCCUGAUGGCAGCAGCAAGAAGAGAGCGUGUCCCAGAUGGUAAGGGUCAUUGAUGGUGCUUUCUUGUGUUAGCGCCCUUGCAAAUAUGCUCAAUGGUGGAGGUGGCUUUGCCUGUUAUGGACUGGGCUGUAUCCAACAUUUGUGUCUUUUCCCAUUCCUGGGCAUUGGUCUUUCUAUACCAGGUGAUACAACCAGUUAGAAUACCGUCUACUGUGCAGCUAUAUAUUAAAGUUUUCGAUGACAUGCUGAAUCUAUGCAAACUUCAAAGAAAGUAGAGGCCUGUGAACUUAGUGCUUUGUCUAAUAAAGUUCAUAUACCACUUGCCUUCUUUUACCACCGUAUCAACCUGUGCAGUCAGUCAAUCAGGUAACUGAGGAGCACCAGAGGUUUUAACCCCGGGCUUGACAGGUUGCAAAGUGCUAAACAUUUAUCUUGUCCAGUGUGUUUUGAUUGUAGUAUAUCAGGUAAUAAAUUCCCAGCGGAUUCACCCUCGAUCAAAAGGCAGCAACUUCAGAGAAUUUGUCCAGGUACAACAAACAAUUAGAGAAGAUAAGAAUCGUUUAUGUUUGCUGUAAGUUCCUGAUUACUGUGUGUUAUCUUAUCGUGUAAACGCUGCGUGCAUUUCCAUUGUCUGGUGUUUCAGUGGUCUUAUUAACCCAUUUAUUUUAAAAUACUGUUUCAACAGAUCGCUGAGUAUUAUAGGAAGAGCUCAUUAAGAGUCUUCCAAAGAACACUGCCAGCAGUAAACUUAACGUUUCAUCAUUGAAGCAUGCGGCCCAAGUAAUUUCUUGGCUUAGUCCCAUCGAAAGGCCCAGAGCCACUACGAGCAAGACCGGAAUGCGCUGAGGAGGAAGGAAUGGGAAAGACGGAGCCAGGAAGUCCAUCAAGAUGAAGAUCUGUUUGCCUCAAGUUUUAAUCUGUUCAGUGAACCUUACAAGUUUUGUAUGCCAUCUGAUAUCUUUCAGACCAGCAAAGGCGAUGCCCUGUCCAGCCGGGUGCAGAACACGUUAGGGAACUACGACGAAAUGAAAGACCUGUUAACGAACCGCUCCAACCAGAGCCACCUCGUGGGCAUUCCCAAGUCGUUGAUCCCGCAGACGCCCGUGGAGAAAAUGGAGCAGACCUUCUUCAAUGAGCCCAGAGCCAAAAUGGCGCCCUCCCACCAAAGCAGCAAUCACUCUUCCGCCUGCAUGCCUCCUCCCUCCUCUUGCCUGUCGCUGAGUUCCUCGCUGCUACAUGGGCACCCGAGUAAGAAGUCGCGGAUGGACUGGUCCCGGAGUGGGCAUGGUUCAGCCAGUGGGCAUGGAGGGCAGUCCAACAGCCAGCCCGGUACUCAACAGGUCAGGGAGAAGCACUCCGGCACACACGAGCAAGUCCAAGACAGGUACGGCGAUCUGUACAGCAGUCAGAGCGAGCUGCACAAAAGUGACCUGCAGGCCAGCCUGGAUGAUGGUGUGAAGUUGCAGACAUCCAGUCCCAGCAACACCUCUCGCUCCAAAAGGCACAGCCACUCCAAGUCAACCGGUGGAGACCAUUCGUACAAAGAUGGCUGCCACAUGAAGUCUCCCAUUGACAAUGACUCUGGUUCUUAUUCUUGUGGAUCUCCUGUGCCAUCCACAUCCCUGAUCCCCGGCAGCAGUGCUCUCUCCACCCAGAACUUCCCUCCGGGACUUCACUCCAAGUCCAGCGUUCUACAGCAGAAGCCUACGGCCUAUGUCAGGCCAAUGGAUGGGCAGGAGCAAGCCCCCAUGGAGUCUCCCGAGCUCAAGCCACUAAUGGAAAUUGAGGACGCUUUCAGCAGCCAGGCGUUUGGCAGCCUCCUGGACACCAAGCCCAGCACGGCAAGCAACAAGUGCAAGUUACCAAAGCUGACGAUACCUCAGCCAGGCGAGGUCAGUCUUUCCAACGAGACCAGCUGUGUGGAAGAAAUACUACGGGAGAUGACACAUUCGUGGCCUCCCCCCUUAACUGCGAUACACACACCUGGCAAAGCCGAGACCACCAAGUUCCCGAUCCCAAGCAAGGAUUCUCAGCAUCUAACCUCUGGGUACAAUGGACAAAAGCGGUGCGAUGUUCAAGGGAAACCUCCAACCAAGUCAGCGCCACAAAAAUCGAUGCUGGAAGAUGAUCUGAAGCUCAGCAGUGAUGAGGAUGAAAGUGAACAGGCAGAAAAAGCCAAGAUUCGACCCAUUCCUGUGAACACCAGUGCUUUGCAGAAUUCCCACAGCACAGCCUCCGGCCAUUCCAGCGGUGGAUGCAGCAGCUCAAGCGAGUCCGGAAGCAGUUCGGAGUCUGACUCAGACAGCGAAAGCAGCUCCAGCGACAGUGAAUGCAACGAGGCUUCCCGCAAUGCAACACCGGAGCCUGAACCACCGUCCACGAACAAGUGGCAGUUGGACAAAUGGCUCAACAAGGUCACCUCCCACAGCAAGACCAUCAUCAACAGCCAGACCGAUUGUGAGGUACUGAGUGAUUCCCAGUCCCAGAGCAACCAGGAGAUCGAUGCUCAGAUCAAAGGGAAACAGUUUCUUCCAUUGCCUCAGCCGGAUUCCAAAGAUCGGGUCCUACUUGGGCCUGUCAGGGAGAAAGCCAAGCCAAGGUCGACUCCGAAAGUGCCGGAGGGGAAGCUGGUGAAGCAGAAGUCUCCCAUCCACAACGAGCCCGCUCCGCCCAAGAGGACCACGAGCAAGUCGCAGCCCAGGAAGGUGGAGCGUACCCCGAGCACGGAGGCUCCCGAUGCCUGGCUCCGGCCCAACCAUUCCGCCAGCACACCCAAAGACAGGGAUGGGCGGGGAAGCUCGUCCGACCAGCCCAAGGCCAAGGCGAAAGCAGCCAGCACCAAGGCCGGACCCCGCAAGGAACCGCGGAGUACCGCGGUGGCCACUGUGGACAAAAAGAAACACCGUGUGCCUGGUAAGAUUGUGCCUAAGUCAAGGGAGUUUGUGGAGACUGACUCAUCGGACUCACACACAGACCAAGAGGAGGUCGCGGCUGGGAAAGUGGCAGCUCCUCCCACUGCGGCUAGCAGUUCGGUAAAACCCAAAGACUGCAUAAGCAUCCCAAGUAGCUGUGCCAGCAUCUGUAUGGACAACACCACCCUGGAGCAAGGGACCGUCGAUCUGGAUGAACAAUCGUUCUCUCCACUCCCGCUCCCGCAGAAUGAACUGCUGUCCCCACUGAGAGACUACGAGGAGAUCAAAUCUCUUUGGGUGAAAUUAGAUCUCAGCCUUUUGUCGAGGAUCCCUGGACAGGCAGUGGAAGAGAAUGUGCCCAACAAGGUAGAGGUUAGACAACCCAACAGCAAACACAACUACCAGCCCCCUUCACCAGUGACGGACAAGAACGCCAUUAAAACAAAGCGGAAACACAAGAUGGAGAACACAGAAGGUCUUUGUGAACUGAAGAAACAGCACACAGAGAAGGAGUCCCCAGCCCCAAUGCUGCUCCCGGCCAGCUGCUCAUCCGCUUCCAGCCACAAGGUCCUUAGCAACAAAGAGCUAACGAAACAGUUGACGAAAAGGGAGAGGAAGUUCCCGCCACCACUCUCGCCGCUGCCAGAUGAACCAGAGCUCAAACGACGGAACGGCGAGAGCAGCUCUCUCGGCCCAGAGAGUGGCGGCGACUCCAUACCGACCAGUGCCUCACAGCCCUCCACGCAAUACAGACACCGCAAACCAGACAGCAAACCCCCCUGCCAUGCAAAAAACCCCACCGAGACCGAAUUACACUCCAGCUUGUUAAGCAGUAACCAUGAAAACAGCCAAUCACAAACAGAUCCUUGGACGUUAAUAUCCAAUGGUCACUCAGAACCUAGAAGACCUAAGUUAGCGUUUGAUGACACGUCUCAUAAUGCCGAUUACUACAUGCAAGAGGCCAAGAAGCUGAAACACAGAGCUGACGCACUGCUUGAUAAGUUUGGGAAAGCAGUUAAUUAUGCAGAUGCUGCGCUAUCAUUCAUUGAAUGUGGAAAUGCUAUGGAGCGUGAUCCAUUAGAGGCAAAAUCCCCAUAUACCAUGUAUUCCGAGACCGUGGAGCUCAUCAGGUACGCCAUGAGGUUAAAGAAUUUCACCGGUUCCUUGGCAACGAUAGCAGAUAAGAAACUAGCAGUUCUAUGUUACCGAUGCUUGUCACUUCUCUACUUGAGGAUGUUCCGACUUAAGAAAGAUCACGCCAUGAAAUAUUCCCGAUCCUUGAUGGAAUAUUUUAAGAGUUCCUCGAAAGCCUCGCAGGUUCCAUCUCCUUGGGGAACAAAUGGAAAAACCACAGGAACAGCCUCCCCAUUAUCACCCAGUCCAUCACCCGUCAGUUCAGUCGGGUCUCACGGGAGCAGCACCAGCACCAGUGGGUCGUCACCCUCAGCAACCAUCAGCAUACCACAACGGAUCCACCACAUGGCAGCCAGUCAUGUCAACAUCACCAACAACAUCCUGAGGAGCUACGAGCACUGGGACACUGCUGACAAGCUGGCCAGAGAGAACAAAGAAUUCUUUCAUGAGCUGGACACACUGAUGGGACCAUUAACGCAGCAUAGCACUAUGACUUCCCUGGUUCGCUACACCCGGCAGGGACUCCAUUGGUUGAGGGUGGAAGCCCACCUAUUGUAGUGACUGUGCUGCAUGCUGCUCUUCUCUACUUUUCCAUUUGGGUUGCAUUUUCCAUCUCUACCUCUGCCAGGACCAUGACUGGCAGAUUUCACUGCCAGCUCUAGGUUCUAGAUCGAGCCUCCAGCAACACCCCUCCCGCUGCGCUUCAGACUCACGCAAUGUUACUCGAUCGAAUUAUGCCCGCCCCCCCCAACUCCCCCCAUCUGAAGCCACCGAAUAAUCUGAAGCCAGUAUGUCGGGGGAGGAGGAAGUCCAGGUGGGAGAGAGGAGCGGUGGAGUGAAACACCAACAACAUACGUUUUCCGUGCUUUCAUCUGAUUUCAUUGACUUGGCUUGUCCUUGAGAUGACAGCGGGCUUUUCACCACAUUGUACACAGCCUGAAGGCCAAGACAAGGCAAAAUCAGUUUAAAACGGGAAGUCAAAAAGCAUCUGAGAAAAUAUGAAGUAAACGACUUGGCUGAGUUACUGAUGGAAACUCUCAACAAGAAUUACACCCAAAGAAUUCAUUGUUAUACUUUCUUGUAACUCAGACAAGCGAGGAACAUGAUGGACCAUUACAGAAUAAUGAGGUGCAGACUGAGCCCCAGGGUUAGAAUAGCAUCUGACCCUCACACAGGCAAGUCAUCAGACUCUUUAUUUUAUACCCUUUUUAAAGGAAAACACACUCAAGUAGAAAUGGAAAAACGCUCAUUGAACUGAAGUCCUCUCUACUUGCUUUCCGCAAAGUGGGAAUUCACCAUCUUCCAUGUUGUCAGGUAUGCCUUAGAGAUUGGUGAUCACAAGCACUUUUUUUUGAGAAUAUUUAUUAAGAAAGAAUUCCUAACACCUAGGUGAUGUGUGAAGGGAAAAUCCCACGCUCCAGCCCUUGUCAUUUAUAAGGAAGAGCCUGAAAACUGGGCUGUGUAUAUUUUUGAAGGUGGUUUUAACCCUUCCAACUGCCAUGACAAUAUCAUCAGAGAUAUUUGGCUUCUAUUUUCUGUAACUGAAGAUCUUAGCUCCUCUCUUUCAUAUUCUUCUGAUUUUUUAAAAUUACUUUAUGCAACAUCUUACCCCACACCAAAUUACAGAACAGAAAACUGCCUCCAACUGUGAUGAUUUCGUCUCUGAACAUUUUUGGAGAACAAAUGGCUUGAAGAACUAAGAUUUCUCUAAGAUGGAUGAAUGGAUUAAAAAGGAAUCAAAGGCCUGAAAGUUUGUUGCACAAGUACUUAACAUGCUCCAGUGAAACUUCUCACUGUUUCAUCUUAGUGGGACAUGGUGUUAACCUGUGUCAGAUACAUGAGUCAUCAUCACCCCAUUACCAGCUGAGGGCAGAAUUUCUGAAAGGAGUGCUCAUAUGCAGAUACCUCACGGCAUCUGUCCAGGAUCAAGAUCUGUGACAUCUACAGACUACAUCGAAUCUACUAAGGAUUCUCAGUAUCAAAUUUUAUCACAAUGCAUCAGACUUAACUGAAGCAAGCAGCACAAGGGAUCCUGUUCACUUGAUGACUAUCUCAACUGAGUUUAUAUGUAGCCAGCUGGAAAUGAUUAUAGGUGGUUAUUGGUGGAAACAUGACAUGCAAUAUAAUUUCUUAUGAAUUAAGUGCCAUUUUGUUGUCCUUAAAGCAUUCCUAAGCCUGUCUCUGGUAAAAGGUACAAUUAUCAUGAAUUCAGUGUCCAUUCUUUAUCAAUAUUGGUUGAGCUUCAAAAGGUAAAUGCAAUGCAGUGAGGUAGAAGAGAAGGAUUCAUGCUAGGUAUUUUAAUAGGAUGCAUACCUGACAAACGCAGAGGUGGAAAAGAUUAGGAUAGGCAAAGCUGUCUGUGCCUUAUUAACUUUUGAAAGCACAGCCAAAUACAACAGAAGAUAGAUAAUUCAUGGGCACAGAAACACUACAUUGGGGUGUCUGCACACAUGGGUAAGUCACAGACUUGAAUACCUUUCAUUCCCUGGGCUUGAUUGGUAUUUUGAAACGUUGCUGUGCUCUGUCUGCAGAGUUCCUUGGAACUUCCACUCAUUGUCCGAUCAGCCAUUGCCUUUUAUUUCCAAAGCUUGCACUUGAACGAGGUGAAUUCAUUUGAUUUUUAUUAUUACUGGGAAGUGGCCUGUGGGUGUGCAGUACCAAAAGGCAUAGAAGAACUGAGUAUUCCUAUUGCCUAAGUAUAUUGAAUGGGUCACAGUGAAAGGCUUUGGCUUCUCCCAAAUCCUUUUGCUCCAUUAACUUUAUGGCGGAGUUUAAGUGAGGAGGAUGUAUACCUAAAAAGACCUUGCAGGGUUACAGGGAAAAAGGGACAAAUUGGAUCGGUCUUUCCAAGAGCCAGCAAAGGAAUAUUAGAACAAAAGGAAGUCUUAUGUAUGAUGCAAGACUCAAUGAUGUAAGGUGUUCUACGCACCACUUCAUAUACCCUCUCAUCUACAACGGUGGGAACUGAAUACACAUCAAUAUUAUUUCUGUCUUUCUUAAUAGGAGGUUGUUGUGGGGGUUAGAUAAAGGAAGAGAAAAUGAGGAUUUUGGUGAUUGACUUUGUAAAAUAAGGGCCCAAAAAUAAAUUGCCAUUAUUAAAAAGAGAAUACUGCCAAUUCCACCAUCACUUUCUGUUUGACAACAUAUCUACAGAACCAUACCUCCUUGUACCAACUGCAAAGGAUAAAGCCUUACUUGCAAACUGUUGCCCAAUGGCAAUGAAGGAAUCUAGAGAAUUUGUGGUCACCUCAUAGUCAACCACAAGGGUGAAGGGGAUCAAUUUAGCAGGGCAUCCAACUGAAUCCUCACUGCUAUUUGCCCCCCCGCCUCACCCCCAGUGCACACUCCACCAUGUACAACAACCACUCCAGGAUUAGUGGGUUUAAUUUGGCUGUAGAGUCAUAAAGCACUUCAGCACAGAAACAGGCCUUUUGGCCCAUCUAGUCUGUGCCAAACUAUUAUUCUGCCUAGUCCCAUCAACAUGCACCCGGACAAUAGCCCUUCAAACACCUUCUAUCCUUGUACUUAUCCAAACUUCUCUUACAUAUUGUAAUCAAAAUCACAUCCACCACUUCAGCUGGCAGCUUAUUCCACACUCACACCAACCUCUGAGUGAAAAAGGUCCCUGCUCAUGUUCCCUUAAACAUUUCAUCUUGCACCUUUAACCCAUGAACUCUAGUCUCAACCAACCUCAGUGGAAAAGCUUGCUUGCAUAUUUACCCUAUAUAUACCCCUCAUAGCUUUAUAUAUCUCUAGCAAAUCUCCCCUCAUUCUUCUACACUUCAGUGAAUAACGUCCUAUUAAACCUUUCCCAAUAAAUCUUGUCCUCAAGUCCCAACAACAUCUUCAUAAAUUUCUCUAUACCCUUUUAAUCUUAUAAAUACCUUUCUUGUAAGAGGGUGACUAGAACUGCACAUGAUAUUCCAAAUUAGGCCUCACCAUCAUCUUUUACAACUUCAACAUAACAUCCCAACUUCUAUAUUCUGAUUUAUGAAGGCCAAUGUACCAAAAGCUCUCUGGAUGACCCUAUCGACCUGUGGCUGAUACUUCCCAAACCCUCAGCCUCUCCCACCAUGAAGCACAAAACAGCAAGAGCACAGGAACUGCUUCCCCUCCAGCUCAUGCACGGUCCUGGUCUGGGAGUGUACCACCAUUCCUGCAAUGUCACUGGGCCUGAAUUCUGAAACUCUCCACUCUGAGGUACCCAGGGAGCACCUUCUCCAGAAAGAAUUGCAUUCCUCCUUCAUCAAAAUCAAAUGAAGAUAGGUAAUUAAUGCUGCCUUUUUUCAGUGACACCCAUAAUCUGAAUAAUAGUUAAAUAAGCAGCCCAUCUUUGACUAGCAAGCCGUUGUGUUUAGCUUCAUCUUCUGGUUGCAAUAUCUUGCUCUGCAGUCCACGGACAUCUUCCUAAAAAUGCCAGUGUAAAAGGGGCUGCACCAAUUUGUAUAGCCAUCUGGACAGAGUGGUAAGCUUUAGAGACAUCAUCUUAUGAUAUUAUUUCAAGAAAUAGGAACAACAACCGCUACUCAAAUGGCAGAAUGAACCCUUUCACUUAAGAGGCAACUGUGGGUUUGAAGUCACAUCUGGUCCAUAUUAAGGUAAAUGUGGAGAUUUGUUUCAUUAAAGGACAUUACUGAACCAGAUGGGCCUUUAUUUUAAUGUGUUAUCCAUUAAGAUACAAAUAUUACAGUGCAAGUACUGAUAACUACCACUUCUGAUAAUGGAAUUUUUAAAAAAUUACAUUUUUAUAUCAUUAAAUUAAUUUAAAUCCUCUUGCUGAAUAUUAAAAUUCAAUCCCUGCCCCACCAUCCGAUAAGAUCGGGUUGGCCUGAUCUUGGCCUAAGUCCCAUAUUCCUGGCUGCUGCUGUUUUCCUCAUCUCCCCUCCAGUGUUAAUCAUGGUCCUCCUUGGCUCUUGGCAUGUUUGGUGACUCUACCUCCAUGGUGCCCUGGGCUGGAGCAUCCGUAAGAGUCUCAAUUCUCAAAGGGAAAAAAAUCUUCGUCUUCUCCAUGUUAAAUGUAGCAACCAUGCACCCUGGUUCUAGGUACACAAGGAAGGAAAAUCAUUCUCUCAGCUGCACCCCCCCCCCCAAGAAUAUUACAUUUCCACGAGAUCAACUUUCUUCCUCGCCAGUCGAAUUUAGCCAAGCUCAGUCACUCCACUGAAGACAGCCUAGUGAAGUCAGGAAUCAGCCUAUGACCUGGAACCAACCUCGUGAAUCUUGUCUGAUCUGCCUCAAUGUAUCCCAGCCUGCUUAAAGAGGAUGAAAUAGUAUACUGUUCUGCAGGGGUUGUUUCAUCAGCGUCCUGGACAGCUAAAGCAAGAUUACCCUGUUUUUAUAAUCCAUCUGCUUUGCAAUAAAGGCCAAUAUCCCAUUCCAACACCCCCUGAUCACUUGUUGCACCGGCCACAGUGGGAUUUGAACUCAUGCCAUUAGGUCCUUCAAUCCCGAUUGAAAGUCCAGACACAAUGUGACCAUGCCGUCAGUGUUUGCAGCGCUACAUACAUCUCUUUAACCCUUUGUCCAAUGAACACUGUGGGAGAUAUAGACAUUGACAUUGGUUGGGCCCACAAAUGGUUUAUCUUCAAGACCCGUUUGCUUCUUUUUUGUACAUCUUCAAACAAACUUCCUUUCAACUUCAUCACACAAUGUAUGUCGAAGUCCCUGCCAAAGCAAAAGCAGUUAAAUAGCAUUUCCGGGAAUGAGUAAGUUAUCUGAAGCACACUCGUAUGAUAAUAUGAGUCGAGUAUAUUCUCCAGAGGGGAUGUCACUGGUGGAUCCUCAGGUGACUGUAGAGGCCGAUCAAGGAUCCACAUAUUCUGGUGCAGUGUGGGCAAGAGUAAGUGGUGGUUGUGGUUAGUGGUUGAGUCAUUUGGUGGUUCAGUCUCUCCUUUCAUAGCUGCCGCAUAUUCUGUGUGGCACAGUGGAGGUCACUCUCAUGUGGCACAGCUCCCUCUUGAGCAGAUUUCCUUCAGCUGAAUCUAUUGAAUGCAAUAUCUUCCCAGUUUUUAGAUGUAGUCUCGAACUUCUUCAAGCUAAUUUUGAUCUUAUCUUUGAAAUGUUUUCUUUGCCCACCAGGGGUUCACUAACCUUCCCUCAACUGGGAGUAAGGAUCUGUUUGGGAAGAUGUGAAUUAGACAUAGCCUAUCCACCGCAGUUGCUCUCUGAAGUAACUCACAGAUCUAUGAGCAAAGAGUGAGAAGUGGGUAACUUCAUUGAGAGGUCCAUAUACAGUCGGAAUCUGAAUGAAGACCCAUUGCUUCUUUAGGCCACCAAUACUCCCACAAUCUUUGAACUUUGCAGGAGAUAUAGACAUGGACACAGGUCCUUCCCAUUGUUAGUGGAAGAACUAAACCUAAGCCCAAAGUUCCUCCAUUCCUGCCUUCAGUAAUGAGAUAGUGGAGAAAUUUAGUGUCCUUUCAGAUACUGAUCCCUGCCCCAAAUACCAUAUCUAAUCUGACAUCAGCGCUACUUACUUCACAGUCUGGUGGUUUGAUUUUCCUUAUCACUGCAAUGCUGCCUCUCACGUUCACCCCAAAACCAUUGUAAAUCUCUUUUAAUAGAGAGGGGGCAGCAGUUCAGGAGGAAGCUCAUUCCCAUCUUCCUGAGGGUAAUAACGAAUGGACAGUAAAUGCUGACCUUCUCUGAAACUCCCUCAUCUCAUGAGUGAGUGAAUAAAUAAAUAUUUCUACCUGUAUUUACGUUCUACAUUCAUCUGGGAACAAAAUAUUCAGUAACAUUGACCUGCUGUACUCUCUACCACAAUAUUUCAUAAUCCAUCUUGACUUUCAAAACCCUCCUUAAAACUUACUACCUUGAUAAGAAGCUCGUUUUUGCUCUUAAUGUCCCAUCAAAUGACGUUUGGAUCUGGUCCAGAACCAUGAGUUUGCUGGGGAUAUUCUCCUAUGUUAAUAACAUUGUAUAGAUACAAGGUAUUUAACCUCACUGGAACCUUAUAUAAAAUCGCCACUGUAAUCAAUCCUACAAAAUAAAUGCACAGAAGUAAAUUCAUAGAUUUUAAUUCCAUGUUUAUCAUGAGUGGAUACAAUAUUAAAUAUGAAUUUUCAUAUGUCAACAUUGCUUAGGGAGAAUAAUUCUGCCUUCAAGCUCCCGACAAAUUCCCUAGAGAGCUAAUUGUGGAUCAGUUCAUCACCCAAGAUAGUCAUUCAGGAAUUGUUGCACAGCAGAGUAAUCAAAGCAAUUUGCAUUUAUAUAGCACUUUUCCUGAAGUAAAUCACCCAAGGCACUCCACAGCAGGCACAAGCUGACACCAAACCACAGAAGGAGUUAUUAGAGUUUGUGAUCAUUAAUCUGGUCUGAGUUUCAAGGGAAGGCUUAGAGAAGGACAGUAGAGUCAAUGACGAGGUCAAUCUCUGGGGCAGAGCCAAGCCACCAUUGCCAUUACUGAAGUGGUUACACUUGAGGGAGAUGCAAGAGGUGGGGAUAAAUGAAUGCAGGGCCACCACAGGGUUGGGAAGGGGUUAACUUGGUGAUAGGCAAUGCAAGGGUUGUGAACAAAAGUAUAAGCGUAUUACAGUUGAGCCAUUGGUGGUUCAUGAAUUGGUGAAGGACGAACGUAACCUAUUGUUAAAACUCCCUGGAUACCCAAAUGAAAAGAAAGACUACACUUGGUUUCUUUUACUGAUGAGAUGCUAAAUCAUUCCUGUUUCCAAGAAAUAAGAGCAAGAUUAAAGAUACUUGACAUUAUUACAAUAUGUCAUAAUAUUUGGAAGAUAUGAUUAGACAUUUUGGUUGGAGAAAAAUUGCAGGUCGCAUUCUAUAUUGUGAAUGUGACUUCAAAGGGUCUGAUUUAUCUUGAUCACAGCCAGCUGACUCACCUUUUGUUGUAGAUUGGUAUUGAGUUGUAAAAGACCCACAGGCACAAAUUUGAGUUCAAAAAUAAUCUUCCAAAGGACUGAUUGAAAUAGUGUGGAUUUAUUUAUACUAAAAGUAGCAUCUUAGUUUUUCAAAGUACCAUAAAUUUGAGUAACUAUAUCAUAUAAAUUUGGAAAAGGGAACAUGAAAAGCAACAGGUGCCUAAUAUUCUGAUCAACCGGCAGUAACUUACAGUUGAUUGUCAUAUAGUUUAAAGGGUAAACACAAAAUGGCUGCUCUUUUGGAUGGAUUACAGAGGAGGAAAAAAUGAAAAAGGACAAGGUGUUGACAGUUUAGAUAUUUAAUAAAAUCUCAAAGGGGAAUAUCAUUUUGGUAAGGAACCAAUUGGGUAUUUUUUUCAAUAAACAAAAGACAAUCUGAUUUUCACCUUUAUCUGCAGCACAGUUUGAAAGAGAUUUUCCAAUGAAAGGCCAAGCCAGUCUUUGGUGGUAAAUAAAUUUUCUUCUUAGACAACCCUUCAAGUUCAAGGAUGACUUGCUUCUGAAUGACUGGGAUCAGAGGUGAGGUACACACAAACUCUGCUUACAGAGUGGGACAUAUUAGGCUUGCUGUGGCUGGCAGGUGGUAGUGCACACUUUCUACUGAAAGGACUUGAGGCUCUUUGUGUCUUCAUUUUAUUUGGUCAGGAGCAAGGGGAAGUGUCUUGCAAUUUUUUUAAGGAAGAUUAAUCUUGAAGCUUUCUAUUGGAUCUCCUAGAAAUCUCUUUAAGCAAUUCAGAGCACAGAGCCUGUUUCCAGGACUCACGUAAUGGGUAUAGGGACAAGAUACCCUGCUUUUGAAAACUGAUCAAGUGUAAUUACAGCCUGAAUACAGAGGUUGUAACAAACUGGCCUGGCUCAGAGCAGCGGACAGUUAAGUACCAAGAUCUCCAAGGAUGUCUCUGUGAGAUUUCCACCAACUCCUCAGAUAUUCACUAGCAUUAAUGAUGAUAAUUCUUGAAUUCACGACAAACAGGAUAAAGAAACACUUUCUUAAGCUUGUUUAUAAAGUGUCCCAUGGAAGGUAGAAUUUUCUAGCCAAGUGUGUGCAAGUUCUUCAGAGAUUUUGUCCCAUAUUGUAACAGAGUUAAGGGCAAUAGUCAUUAUUGCUAUUCCUGCAUUGUAAGUGGUUAUUUAAAACAAAAUAUGGCACAAGUCAAUCUUAUUGGUAUAAAACCUGUUUCCAUUCCUUUUGAUGCUUGUGGUACAUUGAGUCAUGACUUAUUGUUACAUUUUUAAACCAGACUAAAGAUGUUUUAUAUAAUAAAGCUCCAAUUUGGAAACUUAUUUAUUAGAGAAAUAAAGCAGAAUAUUGGCUAAGCAGAUAAUUUUUGACAGUAAGCCAUGUUUUGUCAGAUUUUGAUUCUGUUUGACAAGUGUGAAUUAUUGAGUCUAUUUCUCAUGCCAUGUUUAAAUUAUUCCUCUUCUGCAUUGGGUGCAGUCACUUCACAUCAAGCACCUACUCAAGACAUUGUAAAUACCACCCUUCACUUUCCAAGUUUUUUUAAAAAUUUUCCUAAUCAAAAUUCCAUUGUUGGAAAAAAAAAUACGCACAUCUACUGAUUUGUUACUGCCAAAAGUUGACAAGUUCACUGCCUGAUCAAAAAGAGGUUUUUUUUUGUUCAAAGACAUCUCUCAACGCACCCAAUUCUCUCUCAGUCUCACCGCACCACCAUGUCUCUCAGAAACUCUUUUGCUGCCUAUUAGUUGCUUCACCAUUUGCAUCCCAUUGCAAACUGGUUGGAGCCAUCCAUUGAGUUUCUGCUGUCAUACCAUUGAUUAAAGGAGGGAUGUGGUGCAAGGAUGUAGGUGGAGGGGAGGAACACAUCCAGUGUAAAGGUUAAGGGAAACACAUUCGACCCCAACAUCACAAGUAGACUUCAUUUGACAGGCAUGCUCUUAUCUAUCCUUGUAAAAAAAUAAUAAUUUUUUGGUAAGUUAUGAAUUUUUUGUACAGAGAGCUAAAAUGUAAUUAUGUUAAGCUAUUGAUUAAUCUCUGUAAAGCUGUGGGAGGUUGAUUUCUUUGGCUUAAAUAUGAAAUAUUAUCUGCCUGUUUUGCUUUGUGUUUCAGCUGUGUUGCACAGUUAAUGCAUUUUUGUCACUUGUGUGUUCAUUUGGAAACAUUAAUACUAAAUGUACAAACAUUAAACUGUUAUUGGUAUUUUUUGUUCUUUUUAAAUGUAAUGUCUCAGUAUAAAUAAUAAUUGUAUGAACUGGUAUGACUGCUUCUCUCAAAGAGGGCUUAAUUAUAUUACCAGUGUGUUGAAUAAUAACAACCUACAA